AAAUAACUAAAGCCGAAAAUGGAAAACAGAGAAACUCUUGUUUACACUCUCAUUUGCAUCUUUCUCUCUCUCCACUUCUUGUUUUGGAGAUUCAGGCCGCGUUACACUGAAGUUGCGUCUGUCUUCAGACUGACCCGCCACCUUAACAUCCGCAGUUUUGCUUCAGUAACAAGCUAUAACUUCGACUUCAUGUUGUAUAUGGUCAAUAAGGCCAAGUCUGUCAACAAAGCACUAGACGAGGCUGUUCCUCUCCGCGAGCCAGCACUCAAAAUCCGUGAAUCCAUGAGGUAUACGCUUCUCUCGGGUGGAAAACGUGUAAGGCCAAUGCUUUGCUUAGCUGCGUGCGAGCUCGUAGGCGGCCAAGAGUCCACCGCAAUGCCCACUGCAUGUGCUGUUGAGAUGCUUCACACGUCAUCUCUCAUCCAAGACGACCUCCCUUGUAUGGAUGACGACAACCUUCGUCGUGGAAAACCAACCAACCAUAAAGUAUAUGGUGAAGAUAUAUCCGUCUUGACCGCUGAUGCACUCAUAGCUUUGGCUGUCAAGAAGAUGGCCGCGUCUACCUCUUUGGGCGUUCCUCCAGAGAGGGUUCUCCGGGCCAUUCUGGAGAUGACAAAAGCGUUGGGAACGGAAGGGCUCGUUGCGGGUCAAGCGGCUGAUCUGGCCGGAGAAGGAAUGAGCGGAGUGGGGUUGGAACAUCUUGAGUUUAUACAUAUUCACAAAACGGCGGCGUUGCUUGAAGCUUCUGCGGUGGCGGGGGCUAUAGUGGGAGGUGGGUCUGAUGAAGAGAUUGAAAGGCUUAGGAUGUAUGCAAGAUGCAUUGGGCUUAUGUUUCAAGUUGUGGAUGAUGUUCUUGACGUGACAAAGUCGUCGGAGGAGUUGGGGAAGACGGCCGGUAAAGAUUUGAUGGCCGGAAAGCUAACGUAUCCGAGGUUCAUGGGAGUGGAGAAGUCGAAGGAGUAUGCGGAGAAGUUGAACGUAGAAGCGAGAGAGCAUCUUCAAGGAUUUGAUUCACACAAGGUGGCGCCUUUGUUGUCUCUCGCUGAUUACAUUGUCAACCGACAAAACUAA
Molecule: messenger RNA, 1071 nt
Organism: Brassica napus (rape)
Lineage: Eukaryota; Viridiplantae; Streptophyta; Magnoliopsida; Brassicales; Brassicaceae
Product: geranylgeranyl pyrophosphate synthase 10, mitochondrial
Exons: 1
Coding region: 19-1071 (350 amino acids)
Biological process (GO): isoprenoid biosynthetic process
Molecular function (GO): geranylgeranyl diphosphate synthase activity
Source: RefSeq, a predicted model, not a curated record